GGAGUGUUAAAUAUUAUUAAUAAAUGUAUUCAUCAGCAGAUCUUGAAAACCACAACAAAAAACAAGCACCAUCAGAAAGUCAGUCCCAAGAAUGCUUUAACAAUGCAACUUUUGAGAAUUUAUUCGAUGAAGACGAAUAUGACUCUCCACAUCCUGAUCCUUCUUCAAUGAUGUUACUUAGCCAGAAAUUGGAAUCAUUUAGCUCGAAGAUUCUGUACAAUUCAUAUUCCAAAAUAAAUAUGGCAUAUAGAAUUAAAGAGGUGUUCCCACGAAGCCAGCUUGACAUUGAGAUGGGAUCUCUGAUAUGUCAAGGUUUUCUGAAGAAAAUGGAAGGAGUCGCUUUUCCUCCAUUAAAAGAAGUUUCAAUUUACAGCAUUCCUACACACAACAGAGCUGUGAAAUAUUUCCUGGAGAACUCGAUCUCUACAAGCAGGGUUACCUGGCUAUCUCUCGAGUGCGCUAGAAUGACGGAUAUAGGCUUCUAUCUGAACGCCAUUAUUAAAGCUUGUCACAGAGUCAAGAAAUCCAUAACGCUAAAUAAUUUUCAAAUUAGUGAGAGCCAACUCGAGAAACUAUUCAUGGCUAACAAGCACAAAGAGGGAGUGCUGUUUCAUUCAUGCAAGUUUACCUUCCCAAAAGUGCCUGACUUCAGAAGAUGCCUAGAAGGGUCCAGUAUCUCAACAAUAAGCAUCGAGAAUUGUGAUAACUCUGACAGCAGUAACUGGCGUAACCACCCAGAAGAGUUUGAAAAUUUUAUUCAAGGAUUGGCCAAUUCAGACUUGAAGGAAUCCCUUCAGACCGUUGACUUCGGCUGGUGAUACGGAUUUCAAGAGUAUCAUAUAUCUACAAUAUUCAGUAGAUAUGGCUUCGAGGAUGUCCAAAUAGAUGGAACUUUUAUGAAUGAUUAAAAAGUUUGGAUAUUUCAGUUAUCAUUUUAUUCUCUAGAAUAUUUAUGUAGUUUACAAUAGACUCUUCAAAUUUUGUCCUCAGGUAAUUGCUGUAAUCGAAGCCAAGUCUAUUAAUAAACUCUUAGAUUGCUAUAGAUUAAGCCACUUUUUCGAAGUUCCCACAACUCUAUGCCAUUGAAAUUGUACCAAAUUUAACUCCCGAUGCUGAACUAGUAGAAAGCUUAAAUGGAGUCAAAAAAGUAAGAAGAGAUAAUUAUGCCUUAUUCUAGGCUCCUAGGUUUAUACUAGCUUUUAAGCCCAAUUGAAUAUUAACUUCGAAAAAUUUUUGUGAAUAUUUAGAAAUGAGUGUUCAUGUCUCAUGGAAUUAUGGCCAACUAUUAUGCUACAGAUUCCAAGACAAAUCUUUUGUAUGCUAGUUGAAGAAUUAAUUAUACAUUAUUUUGGCCAACAGAAAGAAUGUCAGCAUUAAAUCCUAAAGCGGAGCAAUUGGGAUAGAAUCACAAGACAUAUUGAUAAACUUUUAAACAUUCAUAUUAAAUUUCCUUCAUUAGAACUGGACUAGCACUGCAAAGUCAGCAUCAAUAUGAGCUACUCUUUUCAACUGCCCCUAUA
Moneuplotes crassus is the source of this 1520-nucleotide messenger RNA. The record is from the annotation of a GenBank genome assembly. Lineage: Eukaryota; Ciliophora; Spirotrichea; Euplotida; Euplotidae.